Molecule: messenger RNA, 845 nt
Organism: Cladocopium goreaui
Lineage: Eukaryota; Dinophyceae; Suessiales; Symbiodiniaceae
Source: the annotation of a GenBank genome assembly
AUGUCGACCAGUUUGGUGCAUAUUUUACCCCCCAUUGAAGCAGAUCAAGAUGAGAACGAAGCCGAUGCGCGCGCUGCGCUGGUGAAGCUUUCCAAAUGCAUCAAGGUCUUGGGAAGUGCAUGGCAGGAGGCUCUGCAGGAGCUUCACAAUGCCCAGCGGAAUAUGUUGGAAUUGAACAGCAUAACCAUCAACAGCGCCAUUCGUUCUUGCGCACUUGCUGGGGAAUGGCAACAGGCACUCUGGAUGUUGUCCCAGAUGACCAAUGGCAACUUGGAGCUCGGCACCCAAACUGACCAAGUCCCCAUCUUUUUGUGGAUCCGCAAGCCUUUUGGCUGUAGCAGCUUGAUCUCACAGCCCGCGUGCGGCGAGCAUAGAGCAUCUCAGAUGGCUGGUCUGGGCAUUCCGGUGAAGUUGCUACAUGAGGGCAUUGGCCACACCGUGACAUGCGAGCUAAAGACUGGAGAGAUGUACCGAGGCCACUUGAUGAACUGUGAGGACAACAUGAACGCCAUGUUGGAAGGUGUGACGGUCACCGGCCGCGACGGCAAGGUGACGAACUUGGAGCAGGUGUACCUGCGCGGGUCGCAGAUCCGAUACUUCAUCCUGCCCGAUAUGUUGCGACACGCCCCUAUGUUCAAGAAGAAGGGCCGCGGCGCCGGACGUGGUGUCUACGGCCCCGGCGGCAAGGGCCGCGGCAAGGGUCUGGCGCAGAGGGCACGCACCGCAGCAGCUGCCACGCGGAAAUGAGCGAAGGAUGAGAUGAUCCGGGGUUGGAGCAGCUUAACAUUCAAAUAUAGGGCCCAUAUAUCUGGGUAAAUUUGAUCACGACCGAACCCUGUUCUCCC